Hydra vulgaris (swiftwater hydra) is the source of this 1199-nucleotide messenger RNA. Lineage: Eukaryota; Metazoa; Cnidaria; Hydrozoa; Anthoathecata; Hydridae. The record is from RefSeq and is a predicted model, not a curated record.
UCUUUUGUAGUUUAAAUUAAAUUAUUGUGUUUGUGAAGUUUCUAAUAAAUAUAAGAAAUGUCACUAAGUCGUCAACAGUGUAUAAAUUGCAUUUUCUCAAAUUGGUACAAUAGUUUUAAAGAUAUAACCUUUAGAAGCAAAGUUAUUAGGUUACCUCCUGAUUUUAUCGCAUAUUUAAAAAAAGAUGGAGUGGUUUUGCCAAACAUUGAAGAAACACGAUAUGUCAAUGAUUUGGAUGGAUAUUCAGAUAGUGAUAACGAAGACUGGGGUACAAGUGAUCAGGAUCAUACUUUAGCACCAUGUUUCUCACUAAUCAAGAAUAAAGUUGAUAAAGUUAUAGAUUAUUUUGGUGGUAGUGUAUUUCCAAAAUUAAACUGGAGUUCUCCUAAAGAUGCUGUCUGGAUUACAAUGGAUGGCACUUUGAAAUGUUCAAGUUUUAAUGAUAUUUGUUUGCUAUUAAAAAGUUCAGACUUUAUAUCUCAUGACUUGAACGACGCGUAUAGUCAUUGCAUAGAAUCUACUCUCCCUCAUUCAGAUGAUGCUUUUGAGUUGGUUUUACGAGAAUGGGUAGAUCUGAUACCAAGUAUGGAGUUUCGUGUGUUUGUUAAAGAACGAAUCAUUAUUGGUAUUUCACAACGUCAUUCUAGUGGUUACUAUAGUUACUUACACACUCAAAAAGAUAUUCUGCUGCAAGAGAUAAUAAGAUUUUUUAAUUUAAAAAUCAAAUCAAAGUUUUUAGACUCAAAUUUUGUAUUUGACAUUGUUAAACUAGAAAAUGGAUGUUAUAAGCUUUUAGAUUUUAAUCCAUUUGGAGAGGUUACUGAUGGGUUACUAUUUAGUUGGUCAGAAUUACGCAGUUUAAGUCCACAAUCUAUUGAUAAUAGUAAAAUACUUCGUUUGGUCUCAGAAUUAGAAAAUAUUCAACCAAACCCAUAUUUAUCAUAUAGAUUGCCGAAAGAUGUUGUUGAUUUGUCCUGUGGUGAGGAUGUUAGUAAAAUGAUAGAUUUUUUAAAUGUCCAUAGUUUGGUUGCAAAGCCAGGCGAAAACGAAGAACUCAGUGACGAUGAAGAAGAAAAAAGGCUCUGCAAAUCUUCAAAAUUUUGAUUCAAAUGGAAUCAGAAAAGUGAUUUGAGAUUCUAUUCAAAAAAUACCAUUUUGACAUUUUCUUUCUGAAUUUUUAUAAAUUCGAUUUGCAAAAA